AUGCCUUUAAAAUUUAUUAGAAAUCUUCUACGUCGCUCUUUGGGAUCAAUUUGGGGAACAAAACUACAGUUGUUCGAUAAUCCCAGUUUUGGAGGACACACGGAGAAUUUCAGCGCAAGCUGUGAUGACCUAACACCCUACUUUCCCAAUGGUGUUGCGUCAAUCAUAGUAGAGCAAGACUCAGGACCUUGGCAAGCUUUUACUGGAGUCCACUAUCAGGGAAACUCAAAAUAUUUGUACCCUGGUAACUAUGAGGACCUCAACGAGCUAGGGCUCGAAAAACCCGUAAAAAGUUUUCGUACAGCUCCAAAGAAGCUCGCUUUGAAGUUGUUUGAAAAACAAAAUUAUGGAGGAACUAAAAAGGUGUUCUGGGCCAGCUGUGAUGACCUGAGCAGUCACUUUCCGGAAGGAGCCUCGUCAAUUAUGGUGAAUAAACAUUCAGAACGUUGGCAGGUUUUCACCGAGGUCCAAUUUAAAGGAGCCACAGUGACUUUGGAACCCGGAGGAAAAUACAAAGACACAGAAGAAAUGCACCUUGAAUGUCCCGUCAAGAGUUUUCGAAAGGCUCCUUCUGACACUUCAUUUCUUUGCCUUUAAAUAAAAGAUAAAGGUAUCAUAACAAGGUAAUAAUAUUGAAUGCGGGAAGAAAAAGCGCCAUCUGGGAACAAACUGUAAAGCGUUUAUCUACCCGAUUCAUGCAUGUAAUUCACUAAUCAGCGAUGAAAAUAAAUAAGAGAAGUUAGUGCAAUUCUGAGUUUCUGAAUGAACUGUUGUGCCACAUCACCGGAGAAGUGCAACACUCGUUGAAUAUCAGCUAAAUGAAAACGAAUAAAGGUGCUGAAAUCAAUCUCUGAGGAGUAUUAUAAAAUUAAAGCUAACAAAUCAAAACCCGCAACAUCGGGGCGCAAUGUCUUGAUCAACUGACGGUCUAAUGAAAAUACUUUAGUGCUUUAGCGAUACAACAAUGCCAUGCAAGGCUUGAAACACACUGUGGAAACAGUUGUUCUUUCUUCCACCUGAUUAUUCGUCCGCUAAUUUGUAAUGAAGAUUGUUUGGUGUUCUGGCGACGUGGCAAAUAAAAACAUAUUUUUAAAGAA
Pocillopora verrucosa is the source of this 1097-nucleotide messenger RNA. The record is from RefSeq and is a predicted model, not a curated record. NCBI's taxonomy places the organism in Eukaryota, Metazoa, Cnidaria, Anthozoa, Scleractinia, Pocilloporidae.